Messenger RNA from Cydia splendana, 423 nucleotides. RefSeq lists its product as uncharacterized. The record is from RefSeq and is a predicted model, not a curated record. Lineage: Eukaryota; Metazoa; Arthropoda; Insecta; Lepidoptera; Tortricidae. Bases 1 to 423 code for a protein of 140 amino acids. The transcript has 3 exons.
AUGAAUCAUCAUAUUGUCAAGGUCCGCUCAGCGCUCCCUGCCAUAGACGACCGACCCCCUCCCCCGCGCGCUCAUGUCGCCGUGAAACUGAAGAAGUACCAACGAGAGGCCGACCGAGCCCGCAAGAUAGAGCAGGACAACUAUAGCCUGCUGCAGCGGCUCUCUUCCAUCAUGAGGACCAAGCGGCUUGACAACUGCUGGGAGACGCCACUGCCCAAUUUCCGCCACAAAGUGGGCAUGUUCUACGAAGAAGACGCGCUGAGCGGGCGGGUAGCGGCGCGGGCUUGCUCGCAAGUGUCCGAAGACUCCUCCUACACGGGGAAUGUUAAAUGCUUUGCCUGCUACCAUAAGAGGAAAACCGUGCUUCAGCUGAAUAAGGUGUACGGCAAACGCUCCUCUUCCUCCACCCUGCCUUCUAUCUGA